Messenger RNA from Eimeria maxima, 1167 nucleotides. Its product is annotated as 60S ribosomal protein L3, putative. Gene Ontology annotation, molecular function: structural constituent of ribosome; RNA binding. Gene Ontology annotation, cellular component: cytosolic large ribosomal subunit; ribosome. Gene Ontology annotation, biological process: translation; ribosomal large subunit assembly. The record is from RefSeq and is a predicted model, not a curated record. Bases 1 to 1167 code for a protein of 388 amino acids. The transcript has 4 exons. Lineage: Eukaryota; Apicomplexa; Conoidasida; Eucoccidiorida; Eimeriidae.
AUGUCGCAUAGGAAAUUUGAACGGCCACGCCACGGCUCUUUGGGCUUCUGCCCAAGGAAGCGCUGCCGCCGCCAUAGGGGAAAAGUAAAGGCUUUCCCCAAGGAUGACCCCUCCAAGCCGCCUCAUUUGACAGCCUUCAUGGGCUACAAGGCUGGCAUGACCCACAUCGUCCGCGAGGUGGAGCGUCCAGGAUCAAAGCUGCACAAGAAGGAGGUCGUGGAGGCCGUCACCAUCGUUGAGUCCCCCCCUAUGAUCUGCGUUGGCGUUGUUGGUUACAUUGAGACUCCUAGGGGUUUGAGGGCUCUGUCGAGCGUAUGGGCAGGCCACUUAAGCGAGGAGUGCCGCAGGCGCUUCUACAAAAACUGGUACAAGAGCAAGAAGAAGGCCUUCACCAGAUACUCCAGAAAAUACGCAGAAAACAACAAGAUGCAGGCGGAGAUCGACACCAUCAAGCAGCACUGCUCUGUCGUCCGUGCUAUCUGCCACACCCAACCCAGCAAGACCCCUACUGGCCUCCGCAAGGCUCACAUUAUGGAGAUCCAAGUCAACGGAGGAAGUGUCGCCGAUAAGGUGGACUUCGUGACAAAGAUGUUCGAGUCUCCCAUCCCGAUUAGCGCCGUCUUCCAGCAAGAUGAGAUGUUGGACGUGAUUGGUGUGACUAAGGGUCAUGGAGUAAAGGGUGUUGUGUCUCGUUUCGGUGUGACACGUCUGCCUCGAAAGACCCACAGAGGUCUGCGUAAGGUGGCUUGUAUUGGUGCUUGGCACCCUGCUCGUGUGCAGUUCCAAGUGCCUCGCCACGGUCAGAAGGGUUAUUUCCAUCGCACAGAGAUGAACAAGAAGGUGUACCGCAUUGGCAGCGGCAACGAUCCUCGCAAUGGCUCCACCGAUGCAGAUCUUACGGAGAAGCGCAUUACCCCGAUGGGCGGCUUCCCCCAUUACGGUGAAGUCCGCAGCGACUUCAUCAUGAUCAAGGGAUGCAUCGUGGGCAGCAAGAAGAGACCCAUCACCUUAAGGAAGACCCUUGUGCCUCGCACUUCUCGUAGGGCUCUUGAGAACAUCCACCUCAAGUUCAUCGAUACGUCUUCCAAGUUUGGACACGGCCGCUUCCAGACAUCAGAGGAGAAGGCCAAGUUCUAUGGGCCUCUUAAGAGAACUGCUGUCCUCUAA